AGCGAGAGCGCACCAUGCUGAAGGAGGGAGAUCUGUGGCUGGACGGCACUCAACUCCUGACAAGCAGGAGACGCGUGACGAGGCUACAAUAGGGUGCAUGGGAGAUCAUUGUUGUUCUUUUUAAAUUUCAGUCAGUUAUCUUAAAACACAAAUGAUCAACAGGCUGCAAAUAACCUCCAAAGACUCCGUGGAGUGGGGAUCUUUUCGUGCGCGCGUAUCCACGUCGUCAGCUGAACGCGGAGCUGCGGGUUUUUAAUGGACUCUUCAGUCAUUACAGGGCUGAACGCGAAUCCAUGCCAAGAUUCAACCAGGAUAUAUAUACACACCGCGCACACAGCCUGGAUGGAUUCGUUUAACGCCAGCGCGAUGGACGCGUUCACGGUGAUCCAUCUGAAUUCCUCCUGGAGCCUGGACAGUGGAUAUUCUUUAGCAGCAAUAGCCAGCAUUGCUGCUCUCGUAAGUUUUCUCAUUCUUUUUACCGUUGUUGGAAAUAUCCUGGUGGUUAUUGCCGUGUUGACGAGCAGGGCGCUGAAAGCCCCACAGAACCUUUUUCUGGUGUCUCUCGCCACCGCGGACAUCCUAGUCGCGACUUUGGUGAUGCCGUUUUCUCUGGCCAAUGAACUUAUGGGCUACUGGUAUUUUGGAAAAGUUUGGUGCGGUAUCUAUCUUGCUUUGGAUGUUUUGUUCUGCACUUCGUCUAUUGUUCAUCUGUGCGCAAUAAGCCUGGACCGGUACUGGUCCGUUACGCAGGCUGUAGAGUACAACCUGAAGCGGACUCCUAAACGCGUCAAGUGCAUCAUCAUAAUCGUGUGGCUUAUAUCUGCUUUUAUCUCAUCUCCACCUCUCAUAUCUAUAGACAGCAACAAUGAUAUCAGCUCUCAGCCUCAGUGCGAGCUGAAUGAUGACACUUGGUACAUCCUCUCCUCCAGCAUCGCGUCCUUCUUCGCUCCGUGCUUAAUUAUGAUCCUGGUGUAUAUCAGAAUAUACCAGGUGGCCAAAACCAGAACCAGAAGCAUGUCAGGAAAAAAUCCCAGGCCAGAUGGUGUUACACAAACUGAGAAUGGACUGAGCAAAGCCACCUCCCCUUUCCAUGGCGAGAAAGAAAACGGUCACUGUCAGUGCCCACCUACGCCCAGCCAACGCACCGUCACCAUCGGACAACAAACUGAGGAUGCUGACAUGGAGGAGAGCUCCUCCUCAGAGGGCAAAGGUCACAAACCUCAGCAACAGGACUCCCAAACAGCCAAGAGGGCCAGCCAAAAGAAGAGCUCCCUCUCCAAACACUCCACUCGCAUCUCCAGAGUCAGUAACAAAUCCAUGGACCUCUUCGCCUCCAGGAGGAAACGACGCCGGAGCUCCUUAGCCAGGAAAAAGGUCUCUCAAGCCAGGGAAAAGAGGUUUACAUUUGUCCUGGCUGUGGUCAUGGGGGUGUUUGUUGUGUGCUGGUUCCCUUUUUUCUUUAGCUACAGCCUGUACGGUGUGUGCAGAGACUCCUGUAGGAUCCCCGACCCGCUCUUUAAAUUCUUCUUCUGGAUUGGCUACUGUAACAGCUCCCUCAACCCUGCCAUCUACACCAUCUUCAACCGGGACUUCAGACGCGCCUUCCAGAAGAUCCUCUGCAAGUCAUGGAAAAAGUCCUUUUAGAUCGGACGCAGAGCUGCUGCUCCACCGUAACGAUCUUGAAGGAAAUAUCAAAGUGAAUAAAAAAAAGAAGAAGCUUGUUUUGCCUAUUCCUGCCCCUCAUUAUUCACUGUUACGUCUCACCGUCCUAUUGUUGUUCAGUCAUGGCAGUACACACCCCCAGCCACCUAUGGGUGUCUCCACAAGCUUCAGCAUUUCCAUUACAGGCUUUUACAGGCUUUACCAACCUGAUUAGUGAGCAUCACCCUUUUACUGUGUGCCGUAAUGUUUUAUAGUGUAUCAUCAUCAUUGACGAAGCUCUUUGUACUCCCACGGCUGGAUUUAUCUGCCAGGGGGCCCCCCAGUUCCUCCCAGCCUCUGUGCAACGUGAACAGUUUUUGUUACGCUUUAUGUGCCAGGACACUACUUGGCUACAUGUUUGCCGUGUUGUACAUUGAUUGAAUAUUAAGUUAAGCAUAUGCAAAAUACAUAAGCACAACACUGAGAUAAUGAUGGUUAUAAAAUUAAUUUUGACAUUUUCUAUAGAGAGAGCUUUAACUGCACAGUUGAGGCUUAUACGCUGUCUUGCUGUGAGUUAGAUGAGAAGCCGGUAGCAAGCAACACGUGUAGAGAGGCCUCAGCACUCCACUCCCUCUUCCCACCAUUUCCUGUCAAUAUCUCCCAGCUGUCCUACCUGAAUAUAGGCUAGCAGCCCAAAAAAAGAUCAGAUGACUGAUACUUUUAUCAUGCUUGUGCUUUAAAUACGUAACUGGAGCAUAAAGACUGGAAGCAAAGAGAAAACACAGAAGAGCUUAAGUUAACUUAAGUUUUUCGCUUUUAAGCUGAAGUCCAGCUGCCCCAACUUAAGCUCGACACCAGUUGACCUGGAUGGACGAGAAUCUACACAGACAAAGAGAAAACAGCCAGCCCGACUCUCUUCAAGGGCAACACAGUCUCCCUCAUUGCACCCCUGAAGCUCACUUUAUAUUCUGCUUGUUUUAUCUGUGGAAAACCAAAGUGGAGCAACGGCAGUCCAUGUCAUGUGCUGGACUUUGUCAGCGGAGUGGAGACCCAGUUAAGAUACUGGUCCUGUAAAACCGCAAAAGUGAUGAUUUUACAUUUUCACAUUUGGCACAGAUUUAACAAACAAGAUACUAAGUGUUAAUUAAUGAGCUUUAGAGGUGUCAGUAGGUGGAUUUUGUUACCUUCAUACAGAGCCAGGCUAUUUGUUGACACUCUUCGGUCUAAGCUGAGCUAAUCAUAUGUUUGCUCCUGCUGCAUAUUCACUGUACAGACCUGAGUGAUGCUGACCUCCUCAUUGAACUCUCUGCAACAAAGCCUGUGUCAAGCCUCAUUUCACCAAAUGGUGUGUGUGUCUUCAGGUUAUCCAAAAGUCUUCUUUGCUUUUCACAUGUCAUUUAACUUAGACCUCAUCAAGCUUUUCUGGUGACUUAGACACAAAUGAAAAGAAUACAGAGAAAACAAAUGUCACGUGACAUACUAUAAAGAGCUACAGAGCCCACACAUGUAGGAGGUUAAAGUGGUGGACACACAGGAUGUUCACCCUGGAGGCCAGCGUUCAUGUCGCAUGUGAAACCAAAAAUUAACUUUUCUUUUGUUUUUCUAAUCUUUUUAUGUGGGAACUCUUGCUAAGCUCAACAGCACUCAUAGCACAGUAUUUUUAUGUACGUUAAAUCAUGUCUUUAAGAUUAGGUGAUAAAGCAGAACAUACUUUAAGGCCCUCACCAUGUCAGUGUUGUGCUUUAGUUCUGAAUAUUUAUGAAAAAGUUUUAUUCCAAAAGGUUCACAUGCUGUGGAGGUCUAGGGGCUACUGGAGUUGUGGGGUCUUGGGGCAUCAGUGGGUUCAGGCCUUUUUCACCAGUUUUCCUUGAAAAUUACUCUUU
This is a messenger RNA of Scatophagus argus, 3524 nucleotides long. Its product is annotated as alpha-2 adrenergic receptor. Bases 256 to 1644 code for a protein of 462 amino acids. The record is from RefSeq and is a predicted model, not a curated record. Gene Ontology annotation, molecular function: alpha2-adrenergic receptor activity. Gene Ontology annotation, biological process: adenylate cyclase-activating adrenergic receptor signaling pathway; regulation of vasoconstriction; regulation of smooth muscle contraction. Gene Ontology annotation, cellular component: membrane. The transcript has a single exon. Lineage: Eukaryota; Metazoa; Chordata; Actinopteri; Scatophagidae.